GACCCUCAACAGCCACCAUGCAGCGCAGUGAUCCCUGGACAGAUUUUCUGAAGGUCAAAAAGGGCAGUCAAGCUGUAGGGAAAAGGUGAAGGUAGACUUUAAGUAUCCUCCAAGGGACUGCUUUGGCCGACACUAUGAAACGAAGACAAAAGAGGAAACAUCUGGAAAUUGAAGAGUCCCAGGAAGAUGACGAGAAGGCAGAAGAAAUUUCAAAAUCACAAGACGAUGUCCCUCAGCCUGAAUCUACUGGAGUGGCUGAAGCCCAGAACCCAGGGGUAGGAGAGGUCUCCUCUGCCUCCAAAUACUUCUCCUGUGUUUCUUCUCCACCUAAGCUCAUCCAUCGUAGUAAUGGAACCCAGAAAUUACAAGCCAGUUCCAAGCCUGGAUCAUCACGAGUCCAGGUUGCAGAAGGAGAGACACAACCUGUCUCCUCAUCCUGUCCUUCAUAUAAGACUUGUGUGUUCUCUCCGUGUAUGAACAAACACGAAAGGAUGAAAGUAUACUACAUGCGGGUGCACGUGAUAAAAGGUGUGGCUAUCUCCUGGGACACAAGCGAAACCUCAGAGUCCCUAGAAAAGCAUCCAAGGAUGGAAGAAGCCACCCUUCCUGAGAGUGUGUGGGUAGGUGCUCCAUCCUCUGAUGUGUCCACCAGAAACCUCCUGUCGGACAGUGAACAAACCGGCGAAGAGAAAGAACACGAAGAAAGGCUAGAGUUAGAUAGCCCGCCAGAGUCACCCAUGGUUGAAGAGAGACCCAGGGCCAAGACACCUGACUCACUGGUGACCAUCGAGAAUGGCUACAAGUGCAUGGCCUGCUGCCGAGUCUAUUCUACCUUAGAUUGCCUCCAACAGCAUGUGCAGAAUGGGUUCUUGGAGGGCUUCAGCUGCCACGUCUUCCAUCUCGUUAUGUCCCAGAUAAUUGACAAUGUGAAUUCAGGGCACGCCCGGCAGCAACAACCGGACGACAACGAGAAGGAAGAGGAACACAGGGAUGAGAAGGCUGAGGAGCAACAGCCCACCGAGGAAGACGGUGCGAAGAAACCCUGGAGUCAGUGUCCAGGCUGUAUGUUUGAUUCUCCAAAAGGACAGAAAAGAAGAAGAGAUGGCCAUCAAGAGAGCAGUGGAAGUGGACGGAAUGCUGUUAGCAUAAAGGAAGAUGAAAGAGCCAACUCUCAGUCGAACACAUAA
Molecule: messenger RNA, 1187 nt
Organism: Microtus ochrogaster (prairie vole)
Lineage: Eukaryota; Metazoa; Chordata; Mammalia; Rodentia; Cricetidae
Gene: Fam170a
Product: family with sequence similarity 170 member A
Biological process (GO): fertilization
Cellular component (GO): nucleus
Source: RefSeq, a predicted model, not a curated record